This is a messenger RNA of Diaporthe batatas, 462 nucleotides long. RefSeq lists its product as uncharacterized. The record is from RefSeq and is a predicted model, not a curated record. The transcript has a single exon. The coding region runs from base 1 to 462 and encodes 153 amino acids. NCBI's taxonomy places the organism in Eukaryota, Fungi, Ascomycota, Sordariomycetes, Diaporthales, Diaporthaceae.
AUGGCAUCCAAGAGGAACACCCUCCGUCAUCUCACACCAACAGAAUCAGACCUCGAUAAUAACAACACCAGCAGCACCGGUCAAGGGGAGAAACUCCGCGAAAAGGCCGCCAAAUCCCUUCACGGCCCCAACGCCAACCCAUCACAGCUGGGAGACCCCAUCAGCCUCAAAGCUGAGAUCAGCGACAACAUCCCCAAGCCAGACGAGGCCGGAUCCCAGUCGUCACCAACACCCCCAUCCAGGCCGCAUAGAAGUGGCCAGGGCGGCCGCGAGACCCUCCGCGAAAAGGCGGCCAAGAAGCUACACGGCCCUGACGCCAACCCGUCCCAGCUGGGUGACCCCAUCAGCCUCAAAGCAGAGCAGAGUGACAAUGUCCCCACGCCGGGCGAGGAGGGGGCUCACCCUGCCGGGCGGGAUCAGCAGCGGCAGAAGGGAGUUGAAGCAAGACCGUCGAAGCUAUGA